This is a messenger RNA of Acanthopagrus latus (yellowfin seabream), 1313 nucleotides long. It is a transcript of the gene asb13a.1, whose product is annotated as ankyrin repeat and SOCS box containing 13a, tandem duplicate 1. The record is from RefSeq and is a predicted model, not a curated record. Gene Ontology annotation, molecular function: protein binding. Lineage: Eukaryota; Metazoa; Chordata; Actinopteri; Spariformes; Sparidae. Gene Ontology annotation, biological process: intracellular signal transduction; protein ubiquitination; positive regulation of protein catabolic process. The coding region runs from base 113 to 1060 and encodes 315 amino acids. The transcript is spliced from 5 exons.
UCCAACUACGACUCCCACAAUUCUCCGCUGCGUCCAUUCGACACUUGCUUGGGUUAUGUUUCGAGUCAUGCACCUUUUUUGUCGCCCGGCACGAAGUGUUCACCGGUAAAACAUGGAGGUGACAGCUGCACGCCGUUCGUUUCUUUGCGACAUCGGUUUCUGGGCGGACCGGACUGCCCUGCAUGAAGCAGCUUCCCAUGGCAGGGCUCUGCAGCUGAAACAGCUGCUAGAAAGUGGAGCAUCAGUCAACAUGGUGACGGUGGACAACAUCACUCCGCUCCACGAGGCCUGCAUACAGGCUCAUCCAAACUGUGCCCGGUUGCUCUUGGAGGCUGGAGCCCAGGUGGAUGUACGGACAAUCCAUGGCAGCACUCCUCUGUGUCAUGCCUGUGCUUCUGGCAGCCUAGAGUGUGCGAAGCUGCUUUUACAGUAUGGGGCCAAAGUCAACCCAUCCCUCACUGCUCUUACUGCCUCACCACUCCACGAGGCCUGCAUAAAAGGUAAACCUUCAGCAGCAAUAAGUCAGGGUACAACCAAUCAUACCCUGUUUAAAUUCCCAAGUAAAACUGUGCCUUGCUUUUCAGGUAAUGUUGAAAUAGUGAAGCUGAUGAUAGCCAGCGGUGCCCAGCUGGAGGCGUAUGAUGUCCACUUUGGCCCACCCCUCCACAUUGCAUGUGCUAAAGGACACGUGGACUGUGUCAAGGAGAUGCUAAAUGCAGGUGCCAAUGUGAAUUCCGUCAAGUUCCAUGAGACAGCUUUGCACCAUGCGGCGCGGGUUAGCAUGGUGGACAUGAUCGAGCUAUUGGUGGAGUUUGGAGCCAACGUGUAUGCCAGCGACAACCUGGGAAGAAAGCCUGUAGACUACACAACACCUGUGUCUCCCCCUCACACCUGCCUCAUAUUUUAUGAGAGUAAUCCUCUGAGCCUGCAGCAGCUUUGCCGGAUCACAGUAAGGACGAUGCUUGGUACCAGAGCCUCAGAGGUCAUAGGUCAGCUGGACAUAUCACACCGCAUCUACAACUACCUACAGUACUGUGAUCAUCUCACAUCACUAGAGUGAUACAUGAAUGGAUUACUGUGUGAGAGACUGUUGUUUGAUAUUAAAUGCAAUAUCUCUCAAAAGAAGCAACACUGACACCAUGACUGCUUAGGUCUUAGGUUAUCUACCAUAUUUCUUGAAUUCAUGUCAUGAAACUCAGGAUCAGAGCCAUUGUUGCUAUUUAAAUAAUGUAUAGGUCAUUGUAUUGCAAUAUAAAGUUGUGUAUUAUGUAGCUCUAUGUGUUGUGAUGUAGAAUAAAUAUGUAUUGCGUUUA